Molecule: messenger RNA, 1741 nt
Organism: Molossus molossus (Pallas's mastiff bat)
Lineage: Eukaryota; Metazoa; Chordata; Mammalia; Chiroptera; Molossidae
Gene: TEDC1
Product: tubulin epsilon and delta complex 1
Exons: 8
Coding region: 1-1248 (415 amino acids)
Source: RefSeq, a predicted model, not a curated record
AUGGGGCGGCGGCGGCGCCGGGCGGCCGCGGCUGGGGCCCUGCCCGAGGCCAUCGCCGCGCUGAGUCGGGCGCUGCCCGCCGGGCCCAGUCCCGAGACCUUCCGCCGCGCCAAGUUCGACCGUCCGGAGGCGGCCCCCGCGCUCUGGCAGCUGCUCUUCCGCGUGCUCUCGCCGCUGCAGACUGACCGCGCCUCGGCCUCGCUCGCCCCGGAGGCCCAAGCCCGCUGGGUGAAGUGCGCGCUGCUCUCCCAGGGCUACCCACGGCGGGGGCUGGCUCAGCUCCCCGAGGACGGCUCCGGGGGCAGCCGUGAGCUGCUCUUGGCUCUUUCCUGGCUCCUGGCCCGCGAGCCCCUGCUCGAGCGUCUGCUGGCCCAGACCCGCGUGCGGCUGGGCGAUGAGAUGCCUGUUUGUGAGUGUGAGGCCCUGGCCAGCCCUGGCCUGCCUGGACCACAGGUGGAAAUAGACUGCCCUGUGGACGUGCGACACCUGCAGUGGCUGAUGGGAAAGCUGCGGUUCCGGUGGCGAAACCUGAUGGCCAGUCAGCAGGAGCAGUGUGCCCUCCUGGGCAAGAUCCACUUGUACACUCGCGGCUGCCACAGUGACCGCAGCCUUGGCCACCUGUCUGUUGCCGAAACGGAGCUGCUCAGGGAUCCAGAGGGUGGCCAGCAGCUGCUGCGGAGGCUGCAGAGCGAGAACACCCGCCUGGAGGCGGCCCUGGAGUGGCAUCGCCGGGAGCUGGUCUUCUGGCAGUGGAUGGACACGGUCCUGGACGCCUGCCCCCCGGAGGCCUCGCAGCCUGCAUUUCUGCCCAGUCUCCGGGGGUGCGGGGCUGCUGAGUUGGAGUUGGUCGCCCGGGAGCUGCAGGCCCUGCAUGAGGAGCUUCGGGCGGCGGGGGAAGCCCGGCGGGCGGCCUGGGCGGCCAGGGUUGGAGACCUGGGGCCAGAGUGGAACGCAGCACAGCGGGCCGCACAGGAGGCCGUGGGUCGGGAGCUGGCGGCUCUGCGGCAGGCCUGGGAGCAAAGCGGGGGCCUGGUCCAGCCUCAUGGGCCCCACCGGCUCGUGCGGACUGAGGCUGGGGUGCCGGGGGGCCCCGGCCUGCGGGCUGCUGAGGUGAUUGGGGCACUGAAGAGCCGGGAGGCCUGCCUGGAGGAGACACUGCACCAGCUACAGGCACAAUGCCGGCAGCAGCUGGCCAGGCUGGCAGGAGCCCUGCCUGGCCUCAUCUGGAUCCCACCUCCCAGACGCUGAGGGCACCUGUUGUGGCCUGUCCCGGCCUUAGGUGGGCAGAUUCCACGCGGGGUGGCCAUAGGGUCGACGUAGAAGCAGUGUGCCAGUCUCUGGGCCCUGGGCCGUCCCGCUCUGGACAGAGCUCAGUCCCUCAGCCGACGGUAGUGGGAGCCGCAUGGGUGUCCCCUCUCAGGAGGUCAGGACAUGGCCAGUGUGGGCCCUGGGGUUGAGAGAGGGCUCAGAAGUGAAGGCGGAGACUCCCCUGCGGGGCCAGGCUGCUGGCUGUCCCUCUGCCACCCUUUCCAGUCUCUUUGGGGACAGGAGUGGGAAGGGGCCCCUGGGCAGUGGUGGCCAAGGCUGGGCCAGGCCAGAGGAGCCCAGUAGUUGGAGGGACAGGUGUGGCCUGUAGCACAGGGUGGUGCCAGGGCCCUGGGGCAGCCAAUGCCCUGGACCAAGCUCCCUGGCUGUCCCUCAUUCUGGCUGUCAUUGUGCCACCAGGGCCAUGCCUGUGCCU